CGCGAGAAAGACGGGCACAAGAAGAGUGAGAAAACGCAAGUAUCUGGCAUAAAAAGUUGAAAUUCUUGAUUUGGUCAAUUCCUGCACAUUCUGAGUAACCAUGUCCGAAAGAAAAGUGUUAAAUAAAUAUUACCCACCGGAUUUUGAUCCAUCAAAGCUUCCGAAACUAAAGCUAUCAAAAGAGAGGCAAUAUGUCAUCCGCACAAUGGCCCCCUUCAACAUGCGUUGCAAAACGUGUGGUGAAUACAUCUAUAAAGGAAAAAAAUUCAACUCCAGAAAGGAGACAGUACAAGGAGAAACUUACCUGGGAUUGCGCAUAUUUCGUUUCUACAUCAAAUGUCCCAGGUGUCUCGCAGAAAUCACCUUUAAGACUGAUCUUCAAAACUGUGACUACCAGAUGGAGCAUGGAGCAACACGGAAUUUCGAGGCUGAAAGGCUAGCACAUAAGCAAGCUGAGCAAGAACAGAAAGAGAAAGAGGAAGAAAUUGCCAACAAUCCUAUGCUGGUGCUGGAGAAGCGGACGAACGACUCGCGGCUGGAGAUGGAGCGGCUGGAGCAGCUCGAGGAGCUGCGCGAGAUGAACGUGCGUCACGCGACGCUCGACAACGCCAGCGUGCUCGACUUCCACAACGAGUACGAGAAGCAGCUGCAGAAGCUGCAGGACGAGGAGGACGAGAGCUUCGUCAGGUCUGUGUUCGGGAAAGGAGAGCAGAAUGCGGACACGAUUAGGCGUUUGGAGGAAGACUCCGACGAUGAAGAUGACCAACUACCCGUCAGAAAGCGUCUUGCCGUUUCUGCAUCAGGCAAACCUACAGACAUCCUGGCUAAGGGUCCGGAUACGCCCAUACGCUCCCAACAGGAGAAGCCCAAGAAGCAAGCCUGGGAGAAAAGCAUUGGCGUGACUACAACCAAGGGAUUGCUGGCAGGACUUGUAAAGCCGAAAAAAAGCAGUCAAAUUCGACUGGUGCAACCUGUGGCUGGAACAGAAGUGGCAGCAUGCACAGUUCAGAAGGAACACAACGACAAAGGCAUAGUUGAUGGGACGUCAAUCACUAAUAAAACACAAACUGACACAAAUACAUCAGUGGUGCCAUCUGACAGCAAUUCCAAGGUAACCAUGGCAACGACAUCAGGGUUAGGGUUGCUAGGCAACUACUCGGACAGCGACAGUAGUUCUGGGAAUGAAGGAAUCUAAUAAUGAAACUCUUAUUCACAAGAUAUUCUUGUCAGUGCGAAAUGCUUAUUGUAAAAAACAUUGUGUCAUCUUUUCAAUGUAAAUAGGAAAUUAUGACAGUGUAGGCUAUUAUGGGUUCUUGUGUGUUUUUAUUCAGUAACUAUUUCGUAUAGAAUGUCGAAAAAAAUAUUAUGAACAAUAUAUUCAAGUAAAUUUCCA
This is a messenger RNA of Priapulus caudatus, 1393 nucleotides long. Its product is annotated as coiled-coil domain-containing protein 94-like. Bases 101 to 1195 code for a protein of 364 amino acids. NCBI's taxonomy places the organism in Eukaryota, Metazoa, Priapulida, Priapulimorpha, Priapulimorphida, Priapulidae. Gene Ontology annotation, cellular component: U2-type catalytic step 1 spliceosome. Gene Ontology annotation, biological process: mRNA splicing, via spliceosome. The transcript is spliced from 7 exons. The record is from RefSeq and is a predicted model, not a curated record.